CGUUCGGUGUUUACGGUUUGUCAAGUGAGAUUUCAACCAGGGAUGCCGUCGCCGGCGAUUUUUGUGUGAGACAGGGUCAUUAUCGUGGUGCCGAUGGUUAUCGACGAUCGACAGCGACCGUUCGAGCGUGGCGCGAUGCCGGCGAUCUCGGCCGGCUUCGGCGAGCACAUUGAGGAAUACAAAGUGUUGAAUUUAUUGGGCAAAGGUGGCUACGGAAGCGUCUAUCGUGCAAAAUGUCUCCGCAGCGGCGUAGAAGUUGCGAUCAAAAUGAUCGACAAGAAAAUGAUGCAGGUUGGUGGGAUGAUGGAUAGAGUUAGACAAGAAGUAGGGAUACAUAUACGAUUGAAACAUCCAGCUAUUCUGGAGGCAUACACGUGUUUUGAAGAUGCAAAUUACGUGUAUCUAGUUUUAGAAUUAUGUCAUAAUGGAGAACUUCAACGUUAUCUCAAAGCACAAGGAACUAAAACUCUAUCCGAAGAACAUGCUGCCUACAUAUUCAAACAAGUAAUACAGGGUUUACUUUAUCUCCAUUCCUAUCAAAUAGUUCACAGAGAUUUGUCAUUGUCCAAUUUACUUUUGACUAAAGAUAUACAAGUGAAAAUAGCGGAUUUUGGAUUGGCCACACAGAUGAGUAAACCAGAUGAAAAGCAUUUGACUUUGUGUGGCACACCAAACUACAUCUCGCCCGAAAUUGCUACGAGAUCUUCACAUGGACCGGAAACAGAUGUAUGGAGCUUGGGAUGUAUGUUGUAUACUUUGUUGGUGGGCAAGCCACCGUUCGAGACAGACGCAGUUAAGAGUACUCUGACCCGAGUAGUUAUGGCUGAUUACGUAAUGCCACUUCAUCUAUCAGAUAACGCAAGGGAUUUGAUAGAUAAGCUAUUGAAGAAAAAUCCGAAAGAAAGGAUACGCCUGCGGGAUAUUCAUAAGCAUGCCUUUAUAACGAGUAUAGAAAAGAGUAAACUACAUAAUGAAAGAAACAAUACGAGCAAAAAUCUAUUUACUGAUAUGGAUUCCGGGUUUGGUAGGACACUUUCAUCGUAUGGUCGACCAAAAAUGCGAUCCCGAUCGGAGGAAAGAAGGUCUACCAAUGAAAGAAUGUACCAGGAAAGAAUGUUAAUGAUGCGUAUGGUCAGUGUGCAAAGCGAUCCGUUAUCCGAGUCUAUUGCGAAAACGCAAUCAAAUCUUAAUCACAGAAUGAGAUACGCUGAUUACCGCCCGAAAGAUAAUUCUUUGAUUCCGAUACCACGUGAUAGAGCAUUUUCGCAAAACGAACAGUACGGCAAUUACAAUGCCUAUAACGAAUCCGAAAAACCAAGGUUGGUGGAAAGACACAAACCAAGGAAGGAAAACAUCGUGGAAAACCGUAGCACGGAAGGAACUGAAAAGAGCACAAAGUUACAAGUGUCGCCUUUAAAUUCCAAUAGGCUAGAACCUAAAAGACACAGAACGAAAAGUGCAAUACUCACCAUUCUGGAUAACGGAGAAGUGUGCAUUGAGUUUAUCAAGCGCAGAAAUGGCACGGAAAGGAUAAACGAAGUGUGUAGAAUAUCAGGUGACGGUUUGCGAAUCGUUCUUUACAAAUUGAACCCGACUGUGGAGAUUGGCUCGCAACCACCAUCAUUGCCUAAUCGGGGCGCCGAUAGUAUUUACUCGUAUGAAAAUUUACCGGCGUGUCAUCAUCGGAAAUAUAUGUAUGCCUUUCGUUUCGUGAAACUGGUUCAGGCAAAAACCCCAAAAUUAACACUGUACACUCCACGCUCGAAGUGCCUGUUUAUGGAAAAUGGUCCACAACCCGACUGUGAAGUGCAUUUUUAUAACGGCAUAAAGGUUGUCCGGACAGACGGUGUGGUGAAGAUUACCGAUAACAAUGGUGCCACGUUUGUCGAGGGUGCGUUCCCGUCGCAUCUCGAGACCUAUUACGAGUAUUAUUACUCGGAAUGUUAUCAGCGUUGUUUCUGCUUUCCUGUGAUAAUCGGACGACGGCCCAAUACAGUCUUGAGUGAUUCUGCCUACCUUCAGGGAAAAGAAAACAUCUCACAUGCUACAAAAUCCCCUGUUAUGCCGUCGUUCGACGCUAGUUGUUCCGUCACAUCAAUGGGGACUUCUAAGAAGGGGACUUCACGCAAUAUGAAUUCUAUACGUAAUUCUAAUCAUAAUACGAAGAUAGCUAUGCCAGGAAUCGGCUAUGCUACCAAAUUGUCAUCCGGAUAUAUUAGGAUCGACUAUAACGACGGAUCCGUCGUAAUUGUAAACAGUGACAUACCCAACAGUGACAUAAUACAUGAGAAUAGUGACGGCAUCGUUACACGAUAUAAUAGACAUCAUCAGCAAAACUUGGCGAUAUCGGUCAAAGAGAAGCUUCAACAAUUGCCGAUGAUUAUCGAGCGUUUUAUAGAACCGAUGUAUAAAGGCAUUCGGUAGCUCCGCUUGAAAGUGUAAAAUAUUAUGUAUAGUACAAGAAAUUAUCUUUACCUAUAGACUGUAAGCUUGCUUUAUAAAUUAGCAUAGAUUUAUAGAGUUUAUACAAAAUUAAUAAAGGCUUGAAACUGUGAUCAGGCUAGAUAUUGA
Molecule: messenger RNA, 2571 nt
Organism: Mycetomoellerius zeteki
Lineage: Eukaryota; Metazoa; Arthropoda; Insecta; Hymenoptera; Formicidae
Gene: SAK
Product: polo like kinase SAK
Exons: 11
Coding region: 94-2424 (776 amino acids)
Biological process (GO): protein phosphorylation
Cellular component (GO): nucleus
Molecular function (GO): protein kinase activity; ATP binding; protein binding
Source: RefSeq, a predicted model, not a curated record